This is a messenger RNA of Pteropus alecto (black flying fox), 2163 nucleotides long. RefSeq names its product CDC42 effector protein 3 (gene CDC42EP3). The transcript has 2 exons. The coding region runs from base 400 to 1164 and encodes 254 amino acids. The record is from RefSeq and is a predicted model, not a curated record. NCBI's taxonomy places the organism in Eukaryota, Metazoa, Chordata, Mammalia, Chiroptera, Pteropodidae.
GCGACUUCACGCCGUCUGGGAGCGGGUACUGCUGUGAGGAGGCGCCGCGCCCGCCCACCCAACUGGAUCUGCGCGUAGCCGGCAGAGACUGCGUGCGCCCUCGGAGGCGUCGGUGCGGAGCCCCGGAUUCCGGGGCAGCGGCUGCGAUCCUCGGGGGCUGCUGGUUUCUUCAUAUUGUGGAAGGGACUGGCUGUUGUAACCAGCUCUCCAGAAACCCCACUUGGCUGUAACUUCAGGAAGGUCUCCCUGACCUCCCUCUCACAUCAAACCCACUUUUGAAGCUGCUUGAGAAAAAUGGUGUGACAGUUCCUAUCAAAAAGGAUCAUCAGAAACGUAUAACUUCUCUGACAAAAGUGGCCCUUUUUCCCUUUUGCAAAAGAGACAUUCUCAAAUUCCAAAAUGCCAGCCAAGACCCCAAUGUACCUGAAAGCUGCCAAUAACAAGAAAGGAAAGAAAUUUAAAUUGCGGGACAUUUUGUCUCCUGAUAUGAUCAGUCCUCCCCUUGGAGACUUCCGCCACACCAUUCACAUUGGCAAAGAGGGCCAGCAUGACGUCUUUGGAGAUAUUUCCUUUCUUCAAGGGAACUACGAGCUUUUACCUGGAAACCAGGAGAAAGCACACCUGGGUCAGCUCCCUGGGCAUAACGAGUUCUUUCGGGCCAAUAGCACCUCUGACUCUAUGUUCAUAGAAACGCCCUCCCCUGUGCUCAAAAAUGCCAUCUCCCUCCCAACCAUCGGAGGGUCCCAAGCACUCAUGUUACCUUUAUUGUCACCGGUGACAUUUAAUUCCAAACAGGAAUCCUUUGGGCCAGCAAAACUGCCCAGGCUUAGCUGUGAGCCUGUCAUGGAAGAAAAGCCUCCGGAGAAACGCAGCCUGUUGGAGAAUGGGAUGGUCCAUCAGGGUGAUGUCUCAUGGGGCUCCAGCGGGUCUGCGUCUCAGUCCAGCCAGGGCAGGGACAGCCACUCCUCCAGCCUCUCCGAACAGUAUCCCGACUGGCCAGCUGAGGACAUGUUUGAACAUCCCGCCCCGUGCGAGCUUGUCAAGGGAAAGACUAAAUCAGAGGAGUCCCUCUCUGAUCUCACGGGCUCCCUACUCUCCUUGCAGCUUGAUCUCGGGCCUUCAUUUCUGGAUGAGGUGUUGAAUGUCAUGGAUAAAAACAAGUAACAAGACGCCUCCAGCAACGUUCCUUUGGGGUAAAAGUUAUUAACAGCAACAGAAUAAAUGAACCACAGUCAAAGAGAAGAGCUUCACUGGCUAUAUCUGCAGUUGUGUGAUGGGUUUUCUAAAAUAAUGUUCCUACAAAAUAUUUUUUUACCUGUUAUGCCCUGUUUGCAAAAACAGUUAAAAAAACAAAAAACAAAAACAAAACUGUCCUGGCAACCAGAGGAAGUGAGUCAGUUAGAACCCAUUUUCAGCAAGCAUGGCUGAUGUUCAGCUCACAUUUUUUUGUUUGUAGGCAUAUAAGAAAUCUGGCUUGGCCAGGAUGGGCACUAGCUACGAAGGGCUGCAGAGUCACAUUGAGGAACUUUAUAAUACUCCGGCAUUUUCUGAGCAAGAAGUCAAAUUUAUUUAACACCUAAGCCUUUUUUUCUAAACUCUUUUCUAUAUUGUUUGGGUUCACCAAACCAAAUUCUUCAGUGUUAAAGCUUUUCUCUGUUUUCACAUUUGAACGACUUUAUGGGUUUGGGGGAUUUUCUUGUAGCUCUCAUAUAUCCCUAUAUAUUACAUCAAUAUUACGAAAUUUUGACUGUCAGCUACAUGUUGGUAAGAUACAAGCAAAGUAUUACUGUAACUAAGUUAUUUUUAAAGUUAAAAUAUAUUUUUAUGUGCCUUUGGCUUUUUAUUGCAGAGUCUACAUUUUAUAGAUAUUACAUCGAAUGUUGUCAUUUGACUUUUUUCCAUUAUAAGCUGUGUAUGUGUAUGUUUGGAAAAGUGUAUUCAUACUUUAGCUUUAUUUUCUUUUUUCUUCAUCUGUUAAUACUUUUCAUAGCAGCCAACAAUGGAUUGUAAAGCGUAAAGGCACAGGUUAUUCACGAUGCUUCUGCAGAGACUGUGGGCUACACCACAUAAUGUUCUUUGAAAAUAUGGGUAUUUUAGUACAGUACAUACUUGCAUUACAUAGGUACUUCAUGCAACACAAUAAAGAGUAAAUGUUAAAAUGAA